AGUUGGUCUCAUAUAUACUCUCUCUAUAUGUUUGUGUGGUGCAACAAAUAAAAGUUAGAAAGAGAAAAAACCAAAGUUUUAUGUGAGAGAAAUAUAUUCACAAAAAUUCUUCCCAAAUUUUUCUUACAAAAUCAACCUACAAAAAUCUCACUUUUCAUAAAUAUAUUUAUAGGAUAAAGUUUUAGAGUUCAUUAAGUUAAUUUCUUCCUUUUUUUCCUUUGUUUUGUGUUUUUUUUUUUUUUUUUUUGUUGUUGUAAUAAUGAGAAUAAGGAAACGAUUUCCACCUCCUCCUUUAGAUCCCAAAGUUAAUAACCAAGUUUUGGUGCAACUAAACAUCAACAACGAUUCUUUACCGUCUGAUCUUCCAAAUCAAAGUCAUCCACAGCCGUCUGAUCAACCGGUGACCGUCACCGGAGGUAAACCAUCCACCAGCUGGGUUGUUUUUGGUGGCAACAGUGAUAAUCAAGACAAACUUGACAAGAAAAAGGAUGUUGAAGCUGAAGAAGAUGAAAAAUUAUGGAGAGAGAAAAAAGAGAGCUUUGGUAGUACUAGUAAUGACAAUGAUAACAAGAAAGAAAGCUUUUUGACUAAUACUCCACAACUUGGUUCUUUGCUUCCUCAAUCAUCAUCUUCUUCUGAUCUAGGAUACGACAACAUAUUUGGAGAGUCCAGCAACAUAGACAAAAUCAAGAGAUCAAGAGAAAGCUACCACAACAACAACAACAACACAAGCAGCAUUAACACGAUGAAAUCGAAGACAAACAAGACAUGUCCACCAGAAAAUGGCAACGAGGAGAAGCAAGAACAAGAUCAUUAUCGACGAAUUGAUAAUGUUAACAGUGAUCAUAAAGUUGGUCAAGUAAACAAGAAGAGCAAAAGAGGAAGUGUUAUAUUGGAAGGAUCAAGGUGUAGUCGUGUUAAUGGGAGAGGAUGGAGAUGUUGUCAACAAACCUUUGUGGGAUAUUCAUUGUGUGAGCAUCAUUUGGGUAAAGGAAAACUUAGAAGCAUGAACAGUACGUUUCAGAACUCGAUGAAUAAUAAGAAGAAAAAAGAAGAAGAAAAAGAGGAGAAAUCAUUGCCAAAUGAUCAUGAAUAUUAUGGUGUUGACGACGACGAUGAUGAUGACAAGAAGAAUUCAUUUACGAAGAAGAAGAAGAUGAAGAAACUUGGAAUGGUGAAAGCAAGAUCUCUGAGUAGCUUGCUAGGUCAAACUGACAAUGCAGUUGCAACGAUGGUGGUAGUUGAUAAUGAUAAUAAGAAAGAGUAGCAAAUGAAGAUAAUCGGGUAUUAUUUCAUGUACACACUUAUUAUAUAACUAGAGUUCGUGUCAGAUCCUUCAAAAUGUUUUGCGAUUUUGUUAAGAGCUCCACUAUUAGUGCAUGUGAUCGACGGUACAUUAUUGAAGGAUUCGAGUAAAAUAGCUCAGAAGAGUUGGAAGUAUUUUGGUAUGUCUUUUGUUCAAUAUUUAGCGAAGAAAGUUUGCUCAUAGCCUCAUAUAAUAUGUCUCUUUAACUGCAUGAAUUUUGCCCAUUUGCUUUUAUUCAUUUUUUAAAAUUCUCUUACUCUUUUGGAGCUAUAUAUUCUUGGGUUAGUUU
Capsicum annuum is the source of this 1595-nucleotide messenger RNA. RefSeq lists its product as uncharacterized. The coding region runs from base 260 to 1267 and encodes 335 amino acids. The record is from RefSeq and is a predicted model, not a curated record. Lineage: Eukaryota; Viridiplantae; Streptophyta; Magnoliopsida; Solanales; Solanaceae. The transcript has 4 exons.